AUGAAACUGAGCUCAUUUUCGCAAUUCGGUUCGAAUCCCUCCGAGGCCGAUGAUUUCCACGAUCCCGGUGGUUGCGGAGGUGUACUGCGUGAUGGAGCCUGUGUGUACAGCCCGGAACAUCCUGCAAAAGUACGCAGUGGGGAUUUAUGCGCCUGGCGAUAUUAUGCUCCAGAAGGUUCUCACGCAUACUUCAGUGUGUCCAGUUCCAUAUUGCGUGAUCCAAUCACUGUGUACGGUUACCUAAAACUGUACGACGGAAAGACAGAAAAUGAUCCGAUUAUUUCCAAUAUGGACCAUACGAUAAACGAGACGUUCGUGGCUAAAAGUGGCACACUGUUUCUGGUCUAUCACGUUGAGGAACCGGCAGAUGUGACCGGAUUUUUCGGUUGCUUCAGAGCGGAAAAUAUGUGA
Molecule: messenger RNA, 411 nt
Organism: Echinostoma caproni
Lineage: Eukaryota; Metazoa; Platyhelminthes; Trematoda; Plagiorchiida; Echinostomatidae
Source: the annotation of a GenBank genome assembly